AUGCCGCAGCAAAACGAUCAGGAUCAAUACGAGCUUGUGCUCAACGCUCUGAAGUCUCAGAUCGGCCAUCUCCGACAUAGUCCCGAGAAACGCCAAUUAGUGAUUCAAAGGCUGAACUCACUCUCUAUUCUAUUCCGUGUCUGUGCGCGCAAGAAGGUGAGUUCUCGUCUUAGAUAUCUUUCUGAUAUCCUCCAAAGAGAUUUACCUAGGCAGGUUCGUCUGCUUGAAAGCAACUUGGACAGUGGUGUUAUCGUUGCAGAUGCUAUUGACCGAAUGAUCAACAGGGUUACUUCGCUUCCGGAUACUGCAUUUGACGAAGACCGAGGCUAUGAGGCUGAUACGGAGGCUAGUGAAGAAGAAAGCGUGAUGGAUCCAAGCGAUGACAACUAUAUCGCCCUAGUGCUGCUUGGGCCUACUUGGAAUGACUUAGUCGUUGAUGCUGAGGUUGAUAUGGAUUUGUGA
Molecule: messenger RNA, 462 nt
Organism: Penicillium paradoxum
Lineage: Eukaryota; Fungi; Ascomycota; Eurotiomycetes; Eurotiales; Aspergillaceae
Exons: 1
Coding region: 1-462 (153 amino acids)
Source: RefSeq, a predicted model, not a curated record